Molecule: messenger RNA, 459 nt
Organism: Trichoderma breve
Lineage: Eukaryota; Fungi; Ascomycota; Sordariomycetes; Hypocreales; Hypocreaceae
Exons: 2
Coding region: 1-459 (152 amino acids)
Source: RefSeq, a predicted model, not a curated record
AUGGCGCGAAUCCAGUUGCUGGUGCUUCUCCUCGCUGCGCUCAUUGCGCUAGCCUCCGCCUCUUCAGCGCCGAGGUUCUGCAAGUGUACAUGCUUUAAGAACAGCACCAUCAUCCCCCUCGGCCCUCAGCACCAAUCCGACCAGCGAUCCCUCUACCAAGCGCCCUCCCCUCUUCAACAGCAUGUCCACCGGUCGACAACGUCAUCGUGCUCCGAGUGCACAAAGGCGUUUUGCCUGAGUCAGGGCAUCAGUUUCUGCAAGGACGCCGAGGAGGACGACGUUGUCACCAUGUGCUUCCAGCGCGACAGCAACAAGGACAAAAUCAUUGUCUGGGGCUUCAUCUUUGGGACGACGGGGCUGCUGGGCUGGGCUGCGUUCAAGAGAGUGCUCGAAUGGAGGGAGGCGCGGAACUUUGGGCUGGCGGGCGCGAAUUAUGCUGCGGUGGGCAGUAGUCGAUAG